Molecule: messenger RNA, 3846 nt
Organism: Limanda limanda (common dab)
Lineage: Eukaryota; Metazoa; Chordata; Actinopteri; Pleuronectiformes; Pleuronectidae
Gene: atp10b
Product: ATPase phospholipid transporting 10B
Exons: 22
Coding region: 1-3846 (1281 amino acids)
Biological process (GO): phospholipid translocation
Cellular component (GO): plasma membrane
Molecular function (GO): magnesium ion binding; ATPase-coupled intramembrane lipid carrier activity; ATP binding
Source: RefSeq, a predicted model, not a curated record
AUGACGUGGAGAAGCCCCCUGGCUGCGGUCAGGGAUGCCCUGAGAGGUCAGAGGGCGAGGGAGAACGACCUCCGGACCUUGGCGUCCAAUCUGCCUUACGAGGGACUGGAGAAGGCCAAGCAACCCAACCGCUACUUUCCCGGCAACGCCAUCAAGACCACCAAAUACACCCUGCUCCUCUUCAUCCCCAUGAACCUCUUUGAGCAGUUUCACCGUCUGGCCAACCUCUACUUCGUGGGCCUAGCUAUUCUGAACUUUGUCCCUGUGGUGAACGCGUUCCAGCCCGAGGUAGCUCUUAUUCCAAUCUGUGUCAUCCUGUCUCUGACGGCCUUGAAGGACGCCUGGGAGGACUUCAGGAGGUACAAGUCAGACAGGAAGCUCAACAACACACCGUGCUUCAUCUACAGCAGGAGAGAAAACGAGUUUAUGGAGAGGCGUUGGAAGGACCUACGAGUGGGGGAUUUUGUGAAGAUCGUCUGCAACGAGAUCGUCCCAGCGGACCUCCUGCUCCUGUACACGGCGGACCCCAACGGCGUUUGUCUCAUAGAGACGGCCAACCUGGAUGGAGAGACCAACCUGAAGCAGAGGAGGGUGGUGCCUGGGAUCUGCAUCUCAGAUCCUGAAUUUGAACCUGAAAGCUUCAACAGCAUCGUAGUGUGCGAGAGGCCCAACAUCAAUCUGAAUCAUUUCAAGUGUUAUGUAGAGAACCCUGAUAAAGAGAAGGUGGGCGCUGGACUGGAGAGUCUGCUGCUUCGAGGCUGCACAGUGAGAAACACGGACCAUGCUGUGGGCUUUGUGGUGUAUGCAGGACACGAAACCAAGUCCAUGCUCAACAACAACGGUGCGAGGUACAAGCGCAGCAAACUAGAGCGGAAGCUGAACACAGACGUCAUCUUCUGCGUCAUUCUCCUCUUCGUCAUGUGUCUCAUCGGGGCAGUAGGUCACUUCUUAUGGCUGCAGGCCCUGCCCACUGUGCCCCCUUACCUGGUCCCCCUAGGCACGGGUCACCUGGACAGUCCGGCUCUGUCCGGCUUCUACAUGUUCUUCACCAUGAUCAUCCUGCUGCAGGUCCUGAUACCCAUCUCCCUGUACGUGUCCAUCGAGCUGGUAAAGAUCGUUCAGAUUUUCCUCAUCACCAAUGACAUUGAUCUGUACGAUGAGGAGACCGACAGUCGCAUGCAGUGUAAGGCCCUGAACAUCACAGAGGACCUGGGACAGAUUGAAUACAUCUUCUCAGACAAGACUGGCACCCUCACUGAAAACAAGAUGGUGUUUCGCCGAUGCUCCAUUAUGGGCACCGAGUACCCACACAAAGAGAACGCCAUCCGUCUGACUGUCCUUGAUGAGGCGGAGUCAGAGGAGGAGGUCAUCUUCAACCAGCGGCCACAACCCUCACGCACUGGAUGGUCCCUGGACCCUGAGGACAGCAACCCCAAAGACAAACAGCAUCCGGCCUGCAGCAGACACAAGGGCAGGGUCUUAGGAAAUGCCCAGAGAGACGUGGCCUUCAGUAGUCCACUGGAAACUGAGGUGAUUCCAGACAGGAAGCUGCUUCAGCAGAUUAGCGGGGCAGAGUGCAGCGGCAGGCAGCUGAUAGAUCCCUACCUGGACUUCUUUCUGGCUCUCGCCAUUUGCAACACUGUGGUGGUUUCCAUGGCAACAGCUUCGAGACAGAGGAAGAGUUGGCUCCCACACCACGGACACACAAGCAACCCUCUGGACACUAUGUCCAGCCUGGUGAAAAGAGCCGGCUCUUUCUGCCACAUUUUCACCUCCGGCCAGCGCAAACCAAUGCAGAAGCAUAAGCUCAGCUACGAGGCGGAGAGUCCGGAUGAGGCCGCCCUGGUGUACGCGGCCAAUGCAUAUGGCUUCACUCUGUUGGCCCGCACCCCCGACAGUUUGACGGUGAGGCUCCCGUCUGGGGAAGACCUGGUGUUUGAGGUGCUGGACACCUUAGCCUUUGACUCCAACAGGAAGAGAAUGUCUGUGUUGGUGCGACACCCGAUCACCAGAGAGUGUGUGCUGUACACUAAAGGAGCAGACUAUGCCAUCAUGGAGCUGCUCGGCAAACCGUACGCAGAGAACCUCAGUGGGAGCCGGAAGAAUAUAGCAGCUGAUACUCAGCAUCACCUUGACUGCUACGCUAAAGAAGGGCUGCGGACACUUUGCAUCUCAAAGAAGGUUGUGAGUGACAAAGUGUAUGAGAGCUGGUCACUGAACAGACAGAGAGCUCAGGCUGCUAUAGAAAACAGAGAGGAGCUCCUCAUGGAAAGUGCUCUGCAGCUGGAGACCAACCUCUCCCUGCUGGGGGCGACGGGCAUCGAGGACCGUCUCCAGGAGAAUGUCCCAGACACCAUCGUGGCGCUGCGGGAGGCAGGGAUCCAGGUGUGGGUGCUGACCGGUGACAAGCCGGAGACAGCUGUCAACAUCAGCUAUGCCUGCAGGCUGCUGGAAGAGGAGGACCUGGUGAUUAACAUGAGCUGCAAAAACAAGCUCAUUUGUACAUCCAUCCUGGACAGUACUCUGGAGGAGGUGAGGCGGUACGCGGCGGACCCUCGUAACGUGGACACGACCCCAGACAUCUCUCUGGUGAUCGACGGCCUCACCCUGGCCAUGCUACUGUCCCCGGACCUGCAGGACCGCUUCGUGGACCUGGCGAAGCGCUGCCGCUCCGUGCUCUGCUGCCGAGUCACUCCAUUGCAGAAGAGCAGCGUGGUGAAGCUGGUGCGCGAGAAGCUCAAGGUCAUGACACUCGCUGUUGGCGAUGGUGCAAAUGACGUCAACAUGAUCCAAGCAGCUGAUAUCGGCAUUGGGAUUUCGGGUCAGGAGGGCAUGCAGGCGGUCAUGGCAAGUGACUUCUCUAUAUCUCGCUUCAAACACCUGAAAAAACUCAUCCUGGUUCACGGACACUGGUGCCACACACGACUGGCCAACAUGAUCAUUUACUUCUUCUAUAAGAAUGUGGCCUAUGUGAACCUCCUGUUCUGGUAUCAGUUCUACUGCGGCUUCUCCGGCACGGCCAUGAUCGACUACUGGCUGAUGAUUUUCUUCAACCUCUUCUUCACCUCCGUACCGCCCGUCAUGUUCGGGAUAAUGGACAAAGACAUCUCUGCAGAGAUGCUGAUGGGUGUUCCUGAACUGUACAGGACUGGACAGGGUACAGGGGAAUACAACCCAAAAACUUUCUGGAUCGCCAUCCUCGAUGCCUUCUAUCAGAGUCUGGUCUGCUUCUUCAUUCCAUACUUGGCUUACCAGGACUCAGACAUUGAUGUUUUUACCUUUGGAACUCCUUUGAACACAAUCUCUCUAUUUACCAUCCUGCUGCAUCUGUCAAUAGAGAUCAAAACCUGGACGGUGGUUCAUUGGGUGGUGAUGCUGGGCAGUGUGGCGGUGUUCUUCAUCGUGACGCUGGCCUACAGCGCCAUGUGCGUCACCUGUAACCCUCCGUCCAACCCGUACUGGAUCGUCCAGAACCAGAUGGCCGACCCCAUGUUCUACCUUGUCUGCAUCAUCACCACUGUGGUGGCUCUGCUGCCCAGGUACGUGUUUCACGUGCUGAGGGACUCUAUCGCCCCCUCCCCGAUCACGCAAGCCAGGCAUCUGGACCGGCUGGACCCGUCCUCAAGGGACCAGUGGAUCAAGGAGUGGAGGAGCUUCAGGGGCGGAGGGCAUGUCAAACGCUCCAGGCUGUCUACCCCACCCUCUCCCACCCUGGAGACCCCUGUGGACAUUUAUCCCCAGUCUCCCACCGCCUCUGAUAUCACGGAGGAUGAUUUUACACUGAAUGUCAUCACAAACUAUCAGAGGCCCGAACACACAAGGAACAAAGAUGUGCUGGCAUCUUGA